AUGUAUUUCAAUUACUUGAAAAUCGCAACAUUCCUCUCAAUUUUUGGCAUCUUUUCAGCGAUUUUCACUUUCUAUUCCCUUUUCACUGAUUUACUCACGGCAAAAAACGAGAUUCACAAUGAUUACUUGGAUUUUGAGAUCAAAUCCAGAGCCACAUUUGCAUCAAUUCGCGAGAUCGUUUCCAUCAAAUCAAGAGCUGAGCCUUCAGCGAGAAUUCAAAGAGACACAUAUCCAAUCGCGCCAAAUUCGAGAAAAUGCAAGAAUUGUGAUCGAUCGAGAUGUCCAAAAGGACCGCCUGGACCUGAUGGAAUCCCUGGAGAUCGGGGAAUUGAUGGCUAUGAUGGCCCCGCAGGGACUCCAGGCCAUGACGGUCCUCCAUCCGUAAGAUCCGGCCGUCCACCGCUUGAUUGUAUCCAGUGUCCACCAGGACCCCAGGGACUCCCAGGAGAUGACGGUUUAAAGGGAAAAGAUGGACCGAGUGGACCGCCGGGAGUCAUUGGAAUGUCUGGAAAAGACGGAGACAUUGGAGAGCCAGGUCCCACUGGAGAUGCCGGAGUCCCGGGACCCCCAGGUCAGCCAGGGGAACCUGGGCAACCCGGUGAACACGCAUUGCAAAGAGUCGGACAAAUCGGACUAAAGGGAGAACCGGGAAGCAAGGGAUCGCCUGGACCUAAAGGUGCAAAGGGUUUCCCGGCUUACCCUGGUCAGUCUGGACCGCCGGGGGCACCUGGACCAAAAGGAGCUCCAGGAAUCGAUGGAGUCAAGGGAGAACCGGGAUAUCCCGGUCCUCCAGGGUUGCCGGGGCGUGACGCGAAUUAUUGUGGUUGUACACAAGUCGAAGAAACUGAAACUGAAACCGAAUCGAAUGAAGAGAAAAGCGAGGAAAGAUACGGAGAAGAGGAGUUAGUGGAAAUGGAAAAAGAGGAAGCACAGCCGACGACACAAAACCCGGAAACGACGACGAAUGACAUGAAAAAGUUCGUCGAACUGCAAAAGGAUCUGCAAAGGAAAACGCAGGGAAAGUUGAGAGCUUUGCUUGACGCCCGUUUGCGAGAGGGUACCGAAGCUCAGUCGAGAUUCGGCCAAGAAUAUGGUCAAUCUCAACCCCCAUCCCAGCAAUUCUACAAUUUCCCCAGCCCUGGCAAUUUGAAUGUGAAAACCGAGAACUAUCGAAAUGUGAUCGCGAGAAGAUCGACACUGCCCAUUGCCUCAAGUCAGCCACAACAGAGAGCUCCAAGCGUCCAAGACACCGCUCAACUCCAAGCCGUUCAAUUGGCACAGGCUCAACGCCAGCUCGCUUAUCAACAACAAUUGCGAGCCGUUGCACUGGCUGAGUAUCAACGAUUGACAACUGGCGGGCAACGAGUGCAACAGCCCACACAGCCACUGAUGUACUAUGGAAAA
Mesorhabditis belari is the source of this 1404-nucleotide messenger RNA. NCBI's taxonomy places the organism in Eukaryota, Metazoa, Nematoda, Chromadorea, Rhabditida, Rhabditidae. The record is from the annotation of a GenBank genome assembly.